GUCCAAACUCCAAAGUACCUGCCGUACAAUACAAUAAACUCGUACGAAAUUGCGAAUACAAGUCACAUUCAUUAGGCGGUACCUUCCUUUUUACAAGGCACGGGACUACAAAUAGCUGUUUCCUAGAUGAUACAGAAAAUGAACGUUAGUCCAACUUUAACAAUUAUUAAUGUUCCAGUAAAAAGUAUCAUAGGAAGUAUCACACAAGGUGUGAAUAUAACACAACAACAACCCCAAAAUAUUUAACUUAUUCCUCUAUUAACUACCAAAAAAACUAACAAAUAAUUUAUUUUAUCUACGGUUUUUUACAAGAUCCUUUUUACAUCCAGCACAAUCUCUAAUCAUCAGAAAACAUCGCCGAAAUGGCACCUGGACACCAGCGAAAACUAUCGUUGCCUGCAACACUUCUAAAGGAACUUGACGCCCAGCAGCCAUCUUCUUCUGUUCAAGGCGGAGGAAGAUCCAGAAGGCAACUUUCAAGAAGAGAGCAACGCAAGGCCCAGCGUGUCCAGAAAAAACUGUCUCGUCGCCCACAGCCGCGUCAAAACCAGGAAGCGCGCAAGCCUCACAAGUCGUCUCAAGCUAAUGGCUUUAAUGGUGACGAUGAUGAAAGUGAUGCUCUAGAGGAUGAUGGCGAGGAUGGCGAGGAAGGUGAUGCAGAUGAUCUGGAUAUGGAGGAUAGCUCCGAGGGAAGCGAUGGUGAGAGUGAUGGGGAUGAAGAACCAAGUCAACCCAAACCCUCAAAGGCCACAAAGAGCAAACUUGCUCAGGACGAUGCAGAAAUCAAAGAGUUAGAAAAGAAGUUAGGCUUGAGGGGCAGGAAGUCACUACCCAAGUCUUUCCAGGAUGAUGGUCUCGGCGAUUUACUGGAUGGCUUGGAUGAAGACGACGGCGGCAAUAUCGGACCUGCCUCGCAAAGUAGACGCAAGACGGAAGCGGAUGAGUGGUUGGCCCAGAAAAGAAAAAAGGCACAAGCAGCCGCCGAGAAAGCUGCAGCUAAUGAAAGUGCUGGUGACAGCGAUGAAGAUGGCGACGAUUUGGACGAUGAAAAUAUGUUGUCCGGUGACGGCAACUCAGAAAAAGACGACGAGGAUGCUUUCGAAGGCUUUUCAGACCAAGAAAAACCUGCACUUGCGCGACCGCCACGAGAAAAUCCCUACGUCGCUCCUACAACAGGAGUCGCAAAAUACGUGCCCCCAGCUUUCCGCAAGCAGUCGGGUUCAGGUGAUGAAGCAGAAGCACGAAUUCGAAGACGUGUCCAGGGUUUGAUGAAUCGCCUGACAACCGACAGUAUGUUUGGUUUGGUCAAGGAUUUUAUGGCUCUAUACGACACGAACCCAAGACAAACCGUGACGUCCGCUAUCGUGGAUUUGAUUCUAGCCUUGGUCUGCUCACCCGAAAAGCGCCCCGACUCUUUCUUCACGAUGGUCGCCGGUUUUCUUGCGGCAAUGCAUAAAUCCCAGGGAAUGGCCUUCAGUGCCUACUGCAUACAGCGACUAGUAGAAAUUUUCGACCAGCGUUAUAGAGGGACAACCGGAGAUAAGUCAGACCCCGGCUUGAGGCAUCUUAUUUCCUUACUUGCCGAGAUUUACAAUAUGCAAAUCGUCGGUCCUGGAUUGGUAUUUGACUACAUUCGCCUUCUCUUGCAUCAUCAUUCUGAGCUCAAUACCGAGCUGCUUUUACGAAUUAUCCAACUCUGCGGCCCGAGCCUCAGACGUGAUGAUCCCCAUGUGUUAGGGGAUAUCGUCAGUAUGGCCAGGCCAGACAACACAAUGUCAACCAGGACCAUCUUCAUGAUUGACGAAAUGAAGAGGCUACAUAGUAAUAAAUCAAAAGCCGCAAACCGUAAUAAAGACCUCGCAGAGCAGCGGGUUCAGAUCAGGAGGCGAAUCGGUGGUCUAGGCGGCACCCACGAUGCUCAACCUCUGCGCAUGGGUUUACAAGAGAUCCGGGACGCUGAUAAGCACGGAAAGUGGUGGCUCGUCGGGGCCAGUUGGUCUGGCAGCCAUAGUAAUACCGAUGGCCAAGGCGAUACCCCCGGGGAUGAAGAAGGUGAUGAUGCUGACGAGAUGAUGGUAGACGUUGGCGACGACCUUGGCAUUCCGGAUCUCUGGCAAUUGGCAAAACAACAGGGUUUCAAUACGGAAGUACGGCAACGAAUAUUCGUUGCUUUACAUGCGGCCACAGACUAUGAGAAUGCAGAGCUGCUCGUCCGUAAGCUGGGACUCAAUAAGCACCAGCGGAAAGAGAUACCCGAAGUGAUUGUUCGAAGCAGCGAGCGGCAGUCUCAGUACAACCCCUAUUAUGCCCUGGUCGCUACCCGAUUUACCGGGGACCGAGAGCUGGCAUUUCAGUUUAGACGAUGUCUCACAACGCGACUCAGAAAGAUGGGAGAGGAUAUUGAAUUUGGUGACGACGAUGAUCCUGACAUAGAGGACUGGGCCGAGUAUGACAUGCGAUGGAUAUACAACGCGGCUAAGACGUACGGAUCACUCGUGGCUAGUCGAGCCCUUCGACUAGCGGAUAUAGUGAAGCACCGCAACUUUGGGGCUCUCCAGGCGAACGCGCACCUGUUUUUCGAGGUGAUGUUCAUUUCGAUACUCCAGGAGUGCGGGCGCAGCAGCCUAAAGGAGGUUUUUAGCGGCCUAGAUGCAAAACACGCCCGAGGAGUACUGUGGUUUUUACGGAUGAAAGUGUGCACAACCGACCUCUUAAAGGACACGAAGGAAAAAGUAGCGAUUAAGAAGAGCUAUAAUGCGGUAGAGGAAUUGCUAAGUGUGCUCGCAUCGUCGUUCGCAUUGGGAGGAUUAUCAACUCUACGCUAAAGGGGGGAUAUAUUAGGAAGAGAUUAUCAACUCUUCGCAUGGAUUUCCUCGUUCAUCAAUGCAGAAAACUACCUAACCUAGCGUAACGUAUCUGGGCUAGACAUGU
Daldinia caldariorum is the source of this 2931-nucleotide messenger RNA. RefSeq lists its product as uncharacterized. The transcript is spliced from 2 exons. Gene Ontology annotation, molecular function: protein binding; RNA binding. Gene Ontology annotation, cellular component: nucleolus. NCBI's taxonomy places the organism in Eukaryota, Fungi, Ascomycota, Sordariomycetes, Xylariales, Hypoxylaceae. The record is from RefSeq and is a predicted model, not a curated record. Gene Ontology annotation, biological process: ribosomal small subunit biogenesis. The coding region runs from base 363 to 2825 and encodes 820 amino acids.